Messenger RNA from Fusarium oxysporum Fo47, 2004 nucleotides. RefSeq lists its product as uncharacterized. The record is from RefSeq and is a predicted model, not a curated record. The transcript has a single exon. NCBI's taxonomy places the organism in Eukaryota, Fungi, Ascomycota, Sordariomycetes, Hypocreales, Nectriaceae. The coding region runs from base 1 to 2004 and encodes 667 amino acids.
AUGUCUUUGAGCACGAUACCACACACUCAUUUGAACCAUGACGAUACUAACUCGCUGUCGUUAUCAAGACGACAUGGCCAUGCCCAAGGUCGUAGCAUGGAUGUGACGGCGUCGACUCUACACAGAACCAGUCCUCUUGACCUAGACUUUGCUAAGAUUCGACCGCUCAUUAAAUCGGGAACAUACCUUGAACCCAUCGAUACAAAUGUCCGUACCUCAAGCGACAUUCAGGCCGUUUAUCCGACUACACCAAGUGAUCCAUCAACGUUGAGAUUCUCAUCUAACGCUGGCAUUAUCGAGCAUUACUCACAAUCUUGGAAUACCAAAGACACCCACGGUGAUCGAACACAGAAUGACUUCGCCGAAUUCGAGCAACUCAUUGGCCCAACAGCCGGCCAUGCUCCCCGGUGGCCAUUCAUCAAUGAUGAUAGCCUAAAUACACCAGACUCUGUAGAUUCAGUGCCCUUGUUUCCAUCCUCCCGCACUCCAACGACAAGGCCGAGGCCAAUAUGCGAGAUCCACGAAGGUUUAGAAGAUCUCGCCGACCUAUAUGUUCCGCCUCUAGACUCAGUACCUGAAGCCGCCGAGAUAGAAGCACACCCUUUGCGACCUCCUCCCACAUCCCGAAUCGGCCAUGGCAAAGUUAUGACAGCGGCCGAGUUCGAAGCUCUACAAAAGCGCAAGGCUCGAGAAGAAGCUGAAAGGUGCUUCUACGGCGGGGAGGAAGAGGAAGACGAUAAAGUAGACUACGAGUGUAUAGACGAUACCGAGGCUCUGAACAAACAGAGAGCGCAACGUAAGAAGCAGCAGGCGUACCUCGACGGCGGUUAUCGACAACGGAUGAUGAAGAGCACAAAUGGGCCUGAUCUCCCACCGUUGCGUUCUCACUCGCGCAUCUCGUCGUCGUGGUCCAUGAAGUCUUUCAAGACCUUCCAAGGCUUGACGGAAGACAUCACCCCGAGGCAGGACAAUGAAGAUGGAGAUGAGGAUGUGCCUUUAGCACUACUGCAGAUUCAGCGUCGGUCAGGCAGCAAAGCUCCUUCCAUCAUCAACUCCGGUCAUACAAAGGGAGAAUUCAACUCGCAGCCCCAACCGAUGAACAAUAUUCGACAAAAUUCACGAACACCAAUGCCGGUAUUCGCAAGAAGUCUUCCACAGGAUAUCUUCCCUGCGGCCCCCCAUAAUGCCUGGCCCAUGAACAACCAGCAACUUAUCCCAGGUGGUUUGGUCGGCGUGAUAGCGAGCGAAGAGCGCGCCAAGAAGGCGCGUCGUGUGCCCCCAAGUACCGGCUUCCAACCUCUGCCUGAUACCAACGAGGCCUUCAAUUGGGGGCAGGCGUCGACUCAGCCGGUCGGAAUUGCACAUUCUUUUGGCCUGCCUGGCACGCAGACUCCGAUGGCUUUCUCCAGGCCUCAGACUCCCGUUGCCGUCCCUCAGUUGCCCCCACUUACUUCCAAUCAAGAGAUGUUCAACUUCUUACAGGCUCAAACUGAGAUUCUGAGAUCGAUGGCGACCAUGAAUCAGAGAAGCAACCAGCCUUGGGAUGCCUUGUCAUCUCAGCAGUCGGUCAUGAACUUGGGACCUCCCGGUGCUGGGUCGACGUAUUCGCCAUCCCAUUACGCACCUUCAAACCACUCAAAGUCGAACUACGCACCAUCAAAUUACGCGAGAUCUGUUUUUCAACAACCCGGGGGAUAUGCUGCCUCAGUGGCACCUUCAGAGCGCAAUAUCGUUGGUCUUCCAAGUCGUUACAGACCAGUUUCCAAAGCUGCGACACAAACACUUUCGGGGAAAGCACCCAAGAACGACGACACAAUGUCUCUCAGCAACUGGGAUAACAAUAGAUCUAAUGUUCCUCGUACUAGUGUUACCGUUGAGCAAGAUAGCACCGAUGAUGAUGACGAUGACGCAUUCUGGAGAGCGAAAAGAGAGAAAAGAGACAAAAGGAGAGCCAGAUUCAUUCAGGAGACUGAUUUGGGAAUAAAGCCAGAAUGGAUCAGCUAA